AUGGGUGUAGUUAAAAAACCCAGCAUAGAGGCCUACUGGCAGCAGUCCGAGAAUUCUUGGCUAUUCCGGACACCUGGAUUUUCGGAAGUCAUGACAAGAGACAGAUUCCAACUUCUCUCAAAAUUUCUUCAUUGUAAUGAUAAUAUGACCCGUGUUCCACGUGACCAUCCCGGCUAUGAUCCUGCACACAAAUUCCGUCCAGUAUUAGACCUUGUUAAUUACACUUUCCCAAAGGCAUAUGACUUAGCAAAGGAUAUUACUGUAGAUGAAAGCAUGGUUGGGUUCAAGGGGAGAAACGAAAUCGUGCAGUAUGUACCUGCAAAAAAAUCACAUCAGUGGGGAGCUAAACUAUUUGUCUUAGCUGAGUCUGACACGGGAUACAAUGCAGCGAUUCAGUUAUAUUCAGGAAGACAACAGGAUACAUCCCGUAGCGCUCACGGUUUGGGUUAUGAUGUAAUUAUGCAGCUUGUUGAACCAUACCUACAUAGAUAUCAUCACCUCGUGUGUGACAAUUACUUUUCAAGUCCCGCUCUUUGUGAUACUCUGUUCACGUCAAAAACUUAUAUGACAGGCACGGCUAGAGUUUGUAGGAAAGGGAUGCCUCGGUCAUUGAAAGGAUUGAAAUUGCCCAAAGGAGAGGCUCUUAUAAAACAGAGUGGACCGAUCAUGGCAUUGUGCUAUGGAGACAGAAAAACUGUCACGUUUUUAUCCACGCUUUCUAUGACAAAUAUUGUGACUACUGAAAAUGCACGAGGCGUAAACGUUGAAGUGCCCCAUGUUAAUCUUGUAUAUAACAAGAAAAUGGGAGGAGUCGACCUCUCAGACAAAUCUCUAGAGCUGUAUGACCCAUGCAUUAGAUCAAAAAAGAUGUGGAGGAAAAUACUCAUCAAUAUCUUGCUUAGAAUUAUGUGUUUGAUAGGUGAUUUCCGCCAACCAAGGCGUCAAGCAGGUGCACAAAACCUGUGUACUACGUAUACAGCCAGGUUAACAGAGAGACAUUAUAUUGAAUGUCUUGAAGCCAUAUCACACAGUUAG
Molecule: messenger RNA, 1035 nt
Organism: Saccostrea echinata
Lineage: Eukaryota; Metazoa; Mollusca; Bivalvia; Ostreida; Ostreidae
Product: piggyBac transposable element-derived protein 4-like
Exons: 6
Coding region: 1-1035 (344 amino acids)
Source: RefSeq, a predicted model, not a curated record